This is a messenger RNA of Baudoinia panamericana UAMH 10762, 1701 nucleotides long. RefSeq lists its product as uncharacterized. The transcript has a single exon. NCBI's taxonomy places the organism in Eukaryota, Fungi, Ascomycota, Dothideomycetes, Mycosphaerellales, Teratosphaeriaceae. Bases 1 to 1701 code for a protein of 566 amino acids. The record is from RefSeq and is a predicted model, not a curated record.
AUGCCGCCCAUACCGUUCCUCGAGACCAACAUCCUUGUCUCUCUCGACCCAACCAACCUAGACACCGACGAGUGGCCUGAGUUGAAGCUACAGAAUGCGCGCGUGUGCGAGCCGGAUGACCGAACAGCGCCAGUCAAUCUCUUGCUGGCAACCGAGCAUCACCCACUUACGGUGAUUGGUGACAUCCAACCUAGUACGCUACCCGAUACCGUGCUGCAGCACGGAGUGACAAGUCGGGUCGUACCUGUCGAGAUCACCGGCGUCAAGUUCUUCGCAUACGGUCAACUGGACAACGGGACGAUCGUACUGUGGGCUGCGGGAAGGGCUGGUUGGUAUGCCAUUUCGCCCUCGCGAGCGUACAAGGAGACGUAUGAUCGCAUGCUGGAGGCGGUCCGGAUGCUAUACUUCGUCGCUGAUGCUUACAGAGAGGAAAAGAGGAUUGGAAAAGGCAGGAGUGCAUCGGUGCUGCAGCCUUAUAACGCACAAGAAUUGUUCGAAAAGUACGCGGAGGAAGUGCUUCGUGUGCCACAAGGUGCUGCAGAAGCUGCUCGAAAGGCAUAUGAACAUGUCGACUUCUUGUUUACAAGCAUGCUCACUGGGAAAGAGGGAAUUGAUUGGCCGAAGAACCCGCUCUAUCAGCAUCUGAAACGGAAGUUCCCGGCUGAGCAUGCAACGGUCGAGCACAGGUUGCGCGGACCGUCGAAGAGAGAGGAGCUCGGUCAGCCAAGCAAACACCAGUCUGUAGAUAACCGUUCGCCUACAAACAGUCUUAAAAGGAAGCGCGGUCGACCACGGAAGGAGCUCGCAGAGAGCGCACUCGAUUCAAUUUCGAUCAGCUCUGGUUCAACAUCAGGGACCGUGAAAGACUUGCAGAGUGCUGCAGAUGCUCCUAGGGGGCAGGGAGCGGCACACUCAAAGGCAAGGUACGGACGCCGUACGCGCCACACUCCGUCGGCACCAAGUGAGGAGUCAGCCGAGAGAUCAGUACCGCCUGAGCGAGCUGCAGCACCGGACGCGAACGCCAGUGAUAGCGAGGAGGAUGCGCAUCGUGCUCGCAAGGGGAGGUCGGCAUUGCGACUCAAGCCUAGCGAGGGUGUGAAGGGAGCAAAAGCGAUCAAAGGUGCAGCGAGAAGCAGAAUCGCGCCAGACCCCGGAGCCGACGACUGCGACGACGAGCUUGCCUCUUCACCGACCAUCAGCAAGCGCAAGGCGGAAGAUCAUGUUGAUGCUAGACCACAGAAGCGGUGUCACAGCAAGCCUGACGUAGAUGAAGGCAUCGAUAUGCCCGAGACGCCAUCCGUUGAAGACAACGCUGCACAUGAGGAGAACGUCCCGCACUCACCGUCUGACGCGCCACCUGGUGUUGCAGAAGCGGAAGACACAUCAGAAGCCGCUGCAGCCGUAUUGAGCCACGUGCCCGACCCAGUACAGGAAGACACCUGGGUGUGUGCCCUGGACGGCUGCACACACAAAGUAUACCUGGCUUCUCGAUCCGGAAGUCAGAGGUUGAUACGGGAGCAUUAUGCACUGCACGCUUACGAUGAGGACGAAAGGGUGCAAAUGGUGAAGCGGCUGCAGCACCCGUCACUCCCCGUCAACCAUCUAAUGGAGAAGGUGCGCAUGCAGGCUAGGCGGGAAGGCUUUUCAGGCAGUGCAUGGAAUGGGUCGAGGUUUCCGCCGCCAAUUGUUUCGCGGUAUUGA